This is a messenger RNA of Knipowitschia caucasica, 381 nucleotides long. NCBI's taxonomy places the organism in Eukaryota, Metazoa, Chordata, Actinopteri, Gobiiformes, Gobiidae. The record is from the annotation of a GenBank genome assembly.
AUGUACCCAGUUCCAGAACCUCCAUCACCCCAGCCAUCUCCCCCACCACUUGUAUCAGCGGGCAGCUCCAUUUUGGACGACGAAAGUGAUGUGGGCAGCGAACUAAUGGUUGCCUGGACACCAUUGCAACAGGCCCCUGGGCCUCCUCCGCCGGCCGCCCCUGGCCUCCUCCGCCGGCCGCCCCUGGGCCUCCUCCGCCGGCCGCCCCUGGGCCUCCUCCGCCGCCGCCCCUGGGCCUCCUCCACCAGCCGCCCCUGGGCCUUCUCCGCCGGCCGCCCCUGGGCCUCCGCCUGCAAGUCCCCCCUCUCAAAUACGACGUUCAGCAAGACCAACUGCUGGACAGCACCCAAACCCCUUCAACCUGCCCCGUCCUGCCCAUAG